Messenger RNA from Cetraspora pellucida, 231 nucleotides. The record is from the annotation of a GenBank genome assembly. Lineage: Eukaryota; Fungi; Glomeromycota; Glomeromycetes; Diversisporales; Gigasporaceae.
UUGUUACAAAGAGAAACUAUUGAAGAAUUAAAAGGUCAUUUUAAUAAGCUUAGUAGGCAAGUAAAUAGACAAGUUAAUCAAACAACAACUACUAAUUUAAGUUCAACAGAACAAACAACAACAAAAAAAUCUGCUAUAAAAAGUUUUUUUUCAUUAAUUCAAAAUAAUAAUGAUAAAUCUAUUAAUCAAAAUGAAAUUGAUAAGUACCUUUCAAUUUCUAAGGCAGAUUAA